Molecule: messenger RNA, 2148 nt
Organism: Diachasma alloeum
Lineage: Eukaryota; Metazoa; Arthropoda; Insecta; Hymenoptera; Braconidae
Product: ERC protein 2
Exons: 5
Coding region: 455-1768 (437 amino acids)
Cellular component (GO): membrane; early endosome
Source: RefSeq, a predicted model, not a curated record
CAACGGAGGAACAGGAAAAAGGAAAAAUGAGUUGUGAAGUGAUCGAACCCAGCAACAAUUGUUAAUAUUCAUUUUGUAUUUUUUUUUGCUCGGGCUGGUGCGACAUUUUUCAUCUGGAGGGCCUGCAGACACUGAGAGUCAUGAAGUAGAGCCGCUGUCAGCGGAUUUGGGGGCGUUUUGAGGACUUUUACGUGGGAGUGAACAGCAAUUCUGUGAUUUUUCUCUCGUUUUUUUUUUGCUCGGAGGGAUAAAUAAAAGGCAUGUGAUUGUUGAUGGGAUAUUGGGAUUAUUUUUGGUUUUUUAACGGGUUGUUUGUGAGAUUUCGAGGGGCGCGAGGAGGGAGAUGCGGGCCUUCGGUGAUGUGACAGGAAAUACUCGGUUACUGGUGAUUGAAGAGUGCAAUAAUUAAUUUAGGGGAUUGGUAAUCAUCGUUGAGGGCUGCGGAACUGGGGAGAUGGAGAGUGUCAAUGGGCAACAGUUGCAUAUGAAGUAUCAGAAGGUCGCGACGGAGUACUCCAAGAUACGAGCGCAGGCAAGUGUCCUAAAAAAAGCUGUGAUAGACGAGCAGACCCGCAACGGUGACCUGAAGGAUCAGAUAAAGAGCAAAGACGUCACCCUCCGCAGACAGGAGCAAGAGCUGGACAGUCUGACAUUUCGAAACCAUCAGUUGACAAAAAGAGUGACAGUCCUCCAAGAGGAGCUCGAUCACCUCCAGAAUAAAUCGAAGAAGGGUCGCAGCAAGUCCGUAGAGAACAAGGAGCUGCCCCCACCUGCCCCCAACCACGUCUACGUCGAGGAGUUCCAGAAGAAGAUCGUCGAGAAUGCUCAGCUGUUGUCACAAUUCUCAGACAAGGACAACGAAAUAGAGGAGUUGAACGACAGGAUUAAACAUUUGGAGUACAGACUGGACCUGUCUGAGAAGUCCAGGCUGGAUCUGGAUGCCAGGCAUCAGGAGAGGAUCGACAAACUCGAGAGGGAGAGGAGCGAUCUCCAGAGGAGGAUCAACGAGCGCCAGAAGCACGAGGAGACGGCCUCGUGGUCCAGUGUCGAGGGAAAGUAUGAUUACGACCUGAAGGUGGGGAUGAUAAACCACAGGCAGGAGGGACACUCCCCUUUCUCGUCGCCCUCCGGCUCCAGGAGGUCCUCCAAGUCCCUCGGGGAGGGGAGGACCCAGAAAACUCCGGAUUGCCACGAGGAGAAUAAUGAAUUCGAGUUUGUUAAGCUGAGUGACCUGGAGAAGGAGCUGAACCAGUACAAGAGUGAUUAUAAUAUCCUCAAGAUUAAGUAUGAUGAGAUUCGCCAGAAGGAGAUUUAUGCGGGCGGGGAGGGGACACUGGAACCUGCUGAGAUUAGUAAUCUGAUUGGAAGGCUAAAGGCACCUUUUGCAAUACCCGAAGAGAUUGAAGCCAGAGAGGCGAAAAUUCGUGAUUAUUUUCUACGUGAAAUUGAGAGAUUGGUCAAUGAGAAACACAUAUGUCAUGCUAAGAAUCUUGCCAUAGCAGCUAAUAACGAAGUUAUGAGUGUGCAUCUGGAUAACAGCGAGGAGAAGAGGGAGAAGUGUGAGGCCGCAUUGUUGGAGGCUGUAUCCAACUGGAACAGCUCUCAGGAGGAUAAAGAGGUUCAGGAGGGCAGUUAUAAGGCUCAGUUGAGUACUAUGACUGAACAUUUGGCUAAUAUGAAUGAAAAACUCAUUCAGCAGACCGAGGAGAUUCAACAACUGCGAUAUGAACUUGAACAUAAGAAUGGUAAAAAAGGAAGGCAAAAGUGAUCUCAACUGCCACUAACCUCCACCAAUUCAACAUUCCAUGGACUAAAUAAAUUCAAAUAAUCAGCAAUUCAAUGUAAAUAAGGGAGAACUCAAUGGCAAUGAAUUAAUGAUUUAAAAAGAAAUCGAUGCAGAAAAAUAAACUCAAUUUUUAUUUUAAACUGAAGGCCAGUAAAGAAUCACCACUUGAACCACCAUUUUCUCACUUUUAUCUGUCGUACGUUUUUAAUAAUUAACUAGUAUGUACACUAAUAACUUAUCAAUGAACGUUGAGACUCUGGAGUUGAAGUAAAUUAUCUAAAAUACAGCGUGAUCCCACAAAUUGACGAAUAUCUUAAGCUUUGAUAAACAUUUUAAAAAAUAUAUACUGUAAUAUACAACUA